Messenger RNA from Epithele typhae, 3603 nucleotides. RefSeq names its product pyruvate carboxylase. The record is from RefSeq and is a predicted model, not a curated record. Gene Ontology annotation, biological process: pyruvate metabolic process; gluconeogenesis. Lineage: Eukaryota; Fungi; Basidiomycota; Agaricomycetes; Polyporales; Epitheliaceae. Gene Ontology annotation, cellular component: cytoplasm. The transcript has 24 exons. Bases 1 to 3603 code for a protein of 1200 amino acids. Gene Ontology annotation, molecular function: pyruvate carboxylase activity; metal ion binding; ATP binding.
AUGUCAUCGGCCGCUGCGCCCUCGGACACCCUCCACCCCCCGCGGCUCGCCGCGAUGUUUGCGGGGACGCCCAGUGCCCCAGGCACUCCCGUUCACUCCAUCCAGACCAUGCGCCGCAAGGCUGCAGGGCACUCGGGCCCUUUGACCAAGAUUCUAGUCGCCAACCGUGGUGAGAUCGCAAUCCGUGUAUUCCGUACGGCCCACGAACUCGCGAUGCAUACUGUCGCCAUCUUCUCUUUCGAGGACCGUCUCUCUGCUCAUCGCCAGAAGGCCGAUGAAGCAUAUCAAGUGGGCAAGGGCCUCACUCCCGUCGGCGCGUACCUCGCGCAGGACGACAUCAUCAGGAUCGCCCUCGAGCAUGGAGUGGACAUGAUCCAUCCCGGAUAUGGCUUCCUGUCCGAAAACGCCGAGUUCGCGCGCAAGGUCGAGAUGGCCGGCCUCGCAUUCGUAGGUCCAUCCCCCGAGGUCAUUGACUCUCUCGGAGACAAGACCAAGGCCCGUACGAUUGCCAUGAAGAUUGGCGUUCCAGUUGUUCCCGGAACGCCUGGGCCCGUUGCGACUUGGACGGAAGCUGAUGCGUUCAUCAAGGAGUAUGGCUUCCCCGUUAUCAUCAAGGCCGCGAUGGGUGGUGGUGGUCGCGGUAUGCGCGUCGUUCGCGAGCAGUCUGACUUCAAGGACUUCUUCGAGCGCGCCGUGUCGGAGGCCAAGUCUGCAUUCGGUGAUGGUACCGUUUUCAUCGAGCGCUUCCUUGAGCGCCCCCGCCAUAUUGAAGUCCAGCUUCUCGCUGACGCCGCUGGCAACACCGUCCACCUCUUCGAGCGUGACUGCUCGGUUCAACGUCGCCACCAGAAAGUCGUCGAGGUUGCGCCUGCAACCCAUCUUCCCGAGGAGGUCCGGAAGGCCAUCCUCGCAGAUGCCAUCAAGCUCGCGAAGAGCGUUGGCUAUAGGAACGCGGGUACUGCCGAGUUCCUGGUUGACCAGAUGGGAAGGCAUUACUUCAUUGAAAUCAAUCCUCGUAUUCAAGUUGAACACACCAUCACUGAGGAGAUCACUGGUAUCGACAUCGUUGCGGCGCAAAUCCAGAUUGCUGCGGGUGCUACUCUUCCUCAGCUUGGCCUCACGCAGGAAGCCAUCACUAAGCGGGGUUUCGCCAUCCAAUGCCGUGUCACCACUGAGGAUGCCGCGACUGGAUUCCAGCCUGACACCGGGAAGAUUGAGGUGUAUCGUAGUGCCGGUGGCAACGGUGUGCGUCUCGAUGCAAGCUCAGGUUUUGCAGGUGCCCAGAUCACGCCCCACUAUGACUCUUUGCUGGUCAAGGUUACAGUCAGUGGUACAACGUAUGAGGUUGCUCGUCGUAAGAUGCUCCGUGCACUCGUUGAGUUCCGUAUCCGUGGUGUCAAGACCAACAUCCCGUUCUUGUUCCGCCUUCUCACCCACGAUGUCUUCAUUGGCGGUAAAACAUGGACUACGUUCAUCGAUGACACUCAAGACCUGUUCAAGCUCGUGCAGAGCCAAAACCGUGCCCAGAAGCUCCUGGCAUAUCUUGGCGACCUUGCCGUCAAUGGUUCUUCUAUCAAGGGGCAGUCUGGCGAGCCCGGACUCAGGGAUGAGAUCGACGUCCCCACCUUUGCCAACCGUACAGACCCCGAAGGGCCUCCACUGGAUGCUUCCUUCCCUUGCGAGCAAGGUUGGCGCAAUAUCAUCGUUGAAAGGGGGCCCGAGGCGUUCGCCAAGGCGGUUCGCGAGUACCCUGGUGUUCUCAUCAUGGACACUACUUGGCGUGACGCUCACCAGUCACUCCUCGCGACGCGUCUCCGUACGAUCGACAUGGUCAACAUCGCGAAGGAGACCAGCUUUGCCCUUGCGAAUGCCUAUAGUGUCGAGUGUUGGGGUGGAGCUACCUUUGAUGUGGCCAUGCGGUUCCUGUACGAGGACCCUUGGGAGCGCCUCCGCACCCUGCGCAAGCUUGUCCCCAACAUCCCGUUGCAAGCUCUCGUCCGUGGUGCCAACGGCGUUGGCUACACGAGCUACCCUGAUAAUGCCAUCUAUGAUUUCUCGAAGAAGGCUGUUGAGAACGGCCUCGACAUCUUCCGUGUCUUCGACUCUUUGAACUACAUGGAGAACAUGAGGCUGGGUAUUGACGCCGCGAAGAAAGCAGGCGGUGUUGUCGAGGCGGUCGUCUGCUACACCGGUGAUGUUGCGAACCCCAAGAAGACUAAGUACACCCUCCAGUACUACCUUGACUUCGUCGACGAGCUCGUCGCUGAGGGCAUCCAUGUUCUCGGUAUCAAGGAUAUGGCCGGUGUGCUGAAGCCUGAGGCGGCAAAAAUGCUCGUCGGCGCCAUUCGCCAAAAGUACCCUGACCUGCCUAUCCACGUUCACUCUCACGACACCGCUGGGAUCUCUACUGCUAGCAUGCUUGCCGCGGCCGCGGCAGGUGCUGAUGUAGUCGAUGUCGCGAUCGACAGCAUGUCCGGUCUCACCUCGCAGCCGCCCAUGGGUGCCGUCUGCAGUGCAUUGGAGCAGAGUGGCUUGGGCACUGGCAUUCGCUACGAGGAUAUCCAGGCCCUCAACACGUACUGGACUCAGGUCCGCACGCUUUACAGCUGCUUCGAGGCCAACGUUCGCGCGUCCGACUCUAGUGUCUUCGACCAUGAGAUGCCUGGUGGACAGUACACGAACUUGAUGUUCCAAGCCGCACAGUUGGGUCUUGGCACUCAAUGGACUCAGGUCAAGAAGAAGUACAUUGAGGCCAACGAGCUCUGCGGAGACAUCAUCAAGGUCACGCCAUCAUCCAAGGUUGUCGGUGAUUUCGCGCAGUGGAUGGUCCAAAACGGCGUGUCGAAGAAGGAUAUCCUCGAGCGCGCCGAUCAGCUCGAUUUCCCCUCGUCUGUCGUCGAGUUCUUCCAGGGAUACCUUGGCCAGCCCGUGGGUGGCUUCCCCGAGCCUCUCCGCAGCAAGAUCAUUCGCAAUAAGCCCAAAAUCGAGGGUCGCCCUGGGACUGGUCUUGCACCCAUUGAAUUCAAGAAAGUCAAGGCGGAGCUUCGUAGCAAAUUCGGCAAGCACAUCACGGACUCUGACGUUACGUCGUAUGUCAUGUACCCGAAGGUCUUCGAAGAGUAUCAGAGCUUCAUCGAGCGCUACGGUGACCUCAGCGUCAUUCCGACUCGCUACUUCUUGGCGCGGCCGGAUAUUGGCAAGGAGAUGAUGAUCGAGAUUGAGAAGGGCAAGACCCUCAUCAUCCGCCUCAUGGCAGUCGGUCCCGUCAUCGAAGGCCGUGGACAGCGUGACGUCUGGUUCGAGGUCAACGGCGAGGUCCGCGCCGUGUCCGUGGAGGACAAGAACUCGGCGGUGGAGACUCUGUCGCGCGAGAAGGCUUCGAAUGAACCCGGCUCCGUCGGUGCGCCGAUGUCUGGUGUCGUCAUCGAGGUGCGCGUGAAGGAGGGCUCCGAGAUCAAGAAGGGGGACCCAAUAUGCGUGAUGAGCGCGAUGAAGAUGGAGUCGUCGGUCACUGCGCCUGUGUCUGGUCACAUCAAGCGCGUCGUCGUGCACGAGGGGGACUCGAUCAACCAAGGCGACUUGGUUGUCGAGAUUGUACACUAA